Messenger RNA from Nezara viridula (southern green stink bug), 1324 nucleotides. The record is from the annotation of a GenBank genome assembly. NCBI's taxonomy places the organism in Eukaryota, Metazoa, Arthropoda, Insecta, Hemiptera, Pentatomidae.
AUUUAGUUCUCUGUAAGAGUGUUAUUGUGGAUAUGUUGGUUACUUAAAUUUUCAAGUUGGCGUUGGGCUUAAUUGGCAUUAUUAUUUUACUAAUUUUUAUAAUUUAAUGCUGAAGAAGAUUGAUCUUUAAAAUUAUAUAUAACAUGAUUAAAGCAAUAUUAGUAUUUAAUAACCAUGGCAAACCAAGAUUGACUAAAUUCUAUCAGUAUUUUACAGAAGAUAUGCAGCAGCAAAUUAUUAAAGAAACCUUUCAACUUGUUUCUAAAAGAGAUGACAAUGUUUGCAAUUUUCUAGAGGGUGGAAGUUUAAUAGGUGGCUCUGAUUACAAGUUAAUCUACAGGCAUUAUGCGACGCUCUAUUUUGUGUUUUGUGUUGAUUCUUCUGAAUCUGAGCUUGGAAUUCUCGAUCUGAUACAAGUUUUUGUUGAGACAUUGGACAAAUGUUUUGAAAAUGUCUGUGAACUGGAUUUGAUUUUCCAUGUCGACAAGGUUCACUAUAUCCUAAAUGAAUUAGUAAUGGGCGGUAUGGUGCUUGAAACAAAUAUGACGGAAAUACUCUCCAGGAUACAAGAGCAAAAUAAAUUAGAAAAACAAGAGAGUGGAUUAGCCGCAGCACGUGCUGUCAGUGCUGUGAAAAAUAUAAACAUUCCUGCUGGGUUCAAGGACAUGAAACUCCCAGAUUUGCCUCAAGCAAUCAAAGAACUUAAAUUCUGACAAGAGAAUUUACGACUCCCAGCUGGAGCCCCACUUUUAAGAUACACUUAAAUCCUUCCAUUUACAAAAAAAGAACCUGCUUAUCUUUUUCUUCAAGAAAUUAGUUAUCUUCUGUUAACAUUAUCCUAAGUUGUGAUAUUUAUUCAUAGAUAUAUUUAUCUAACGUUGUAUUGAUUAUUUGGAAGUUAUUUUAUACAUGGAGUGCAAUAAAAGAACCAUGUUCAUGUGGAAAUGUGCCUCAAAUUUGAUUAUUGUUAGUGACUGACUUAUUGUAAGUGUAUGAAGACAUGAGUAAUUAAUUAUGGGAUUUUCAGAUCCAUAAUAAAAGUUGUUUCCAAUGGUUUAGAAAAUAAUAUCUUAUCUAUAUUAGUUGUUAAAAUAUGCAUAUCACCUUAUAUGUCAAAUGUACUAAAUAUAUCUCGCUACUGUAUGUAUAUUUUUAUUAUAAACUUGCAUUUAUAAGUUUAUAAGAUAACUUAGCCAUGUGAAUAUGUCUACCUGUGGUGGAAAUGAAAAGCUAGUUGAGUAUAUCUUUAUUAAUCAGUGAGUAAACAUUUCUCAAAUUUCCCUCCAAUUCUCUUAUAUUUCCUUUUUUAAAUCGAUUCUUAUGU